This is a messenger RNA of Colletotrichum tamarilloi, 1797 nucleotides long. RefSeq names its product benzoate 4-monooxygenase cytochrome P450. Lineage: Eukaryota; Fungi; Ascomycota; Sordariomycetes; Glomerellales; Glomerellaceae. Gene Ontology annotation, molecular function: oxidoreductase activity, acting on paired donors, with incorporation or reduction of molecular oxygen; iron ion binding; heme binding. The coding region runs from base 1 to 1797 and encodes 598 amino acids. The transcript is spliced from 10 exons. The record is from RefSeq and is a predicted model, not a curated record.
AUGGUCGCAAACGCUGGUGUGAUUCUCGUCAAACCGAUCCUCGAAAUCAGUGCCAGUGAAUGGGAUAAAGUGCAGGCCAUCAAUGUUCGGGGAGUCUUUCUGUGCUAUAAAUAUGCAGCUCAGGAGAUGAUCAAGCAGGGUCGAGGCGGGAAGUUGAUCGGAGCUUGUUCUAUCUUAGGAUACCGACCAUCUCAAUUCGCGCCAGCAUACUCCGUCAGUAAAUGGGCUGUUCGGGGGCUCACCCAAGCUGUUGCUAUGGACAUGGCACAGCACGGCAUUACGGUCAACGCAUACUGUCCGGGCAUGGUCCGUACCGAUAUGUGGGAGGCCAUUGACACUAGCCUUACAACUAGAAUGGGACUUCCCAAGGGUGCUGCGUUUGAGAACGGUGUUGCGACCCGCAUUGCGUCUGAAAAACCUCAGACUCCUGAAGACGUCGCUGGUUUGGCUUUGUAUUCGUGGAACUUCAUGAGUGGUCGUCAGCCGUAUCGUCAACUUGAGCUACACGAAAAGUACGGCCCCGUCGUUCGCGUGGCACCAAACGAAUUAAGCUUCAGUUCCGCAUCGUCAUGGCAGGAAAUCUAUGGUGUACGCAAGGGUGUUGAGCCUUUCAUCAAGAGUGAAUUCUAUGAUGGGGGCAACUUCGCCGCCGAGGCCUUGUCUAUCGUUAGCGAGCGUGACCCCAAGAAGCACGCAGAGAUGCGUAGAUAUCUUGGUACCGCAUUUUCCGACAGGUCUCUCAAGUCACAAGAACCGAUGGUCGCUGAAUGUGUCGACCGCCUUAUUGAGAAGAUUGGAAUGGUAGACGUGGGGACUCAAGGAACCGACAUGGUCAUGUGGUUCAAUCUCGCCACCUUCGAUAUAAUUGGAAGCCUGGCUUUUGGCAAGGACUUCGGCGGUGUCGAGUCGGGCAAGGAGCACUUCUGGAUUUCGAUCGUCACCAAAAGCUUGCGUAUGGGGGCUCUCGCCGACUGCUUUCGCAGAUUUCCAGCCCUCGCCGGCAUUGCCCAGACAGUGUUUUCUGGCCUUAUUGACAAGCUUCUCAAAGACAGUCGCACGCAUCAAAAGUACACCAUGGAUUUGGUUCAAAGUCGCCUGGCCUCACAGUCGGACCGAGAAGAUUUCCUCACCAAAAUGAUCGAGGCCCGUAAUGAGGCGGCAAUAUCGGACGCCCAGAUUGCAGCACACUCUUCCGACUUUGUCAUUGCCGGCAGCGAGACGACAGCCACUACUCUUUCUUGCAUGACGUACUACCUGCUCAAGAACCCUGCGAUUCUGGCGCGCUUACAGGAUGAGGUGCGGUCAACUUUUGUUAGCUACGAGGAUAUUACUGCGGCGACGGCAACUCCAUUGAAGUAUCUUAGAGCCGUGGCGCAGGAGGCUAUGCGCGUCUAUCCUCCGCUUCCUUUUGCCCUUCCCCGUGUAGUGCCCAAUGGUGGCUGCACGGUUGAUGGUCACUUCUUGCCAGGCGGGACCACAGUUUCGACCAGUACCUUUGCGGCAAGUAUGUCAUCUUCGAACUUCGACGAGCCGUGGGAAUUCAGACCUGAGCGGUGGCUCGUGGACAACCCAACGGAUGACCUCGAUGCAAGUCAGCCGUUUUCAUAUGGAACGCGAUCAUGCAUGGGACGAAGCCUUGGCUGGAUGGAAAUUCACACAACUAUGGCGAAGCUGGUCUAUAGGUACGACUUGGAGCUCGCUGACGAGAGUCUCGACUGGCACCGGGACUCAAGGAUGCAUACGUUGUGGGAGAAGCCUCGUCUGAUGGUGAAGCUCAAGCCCCGUGUGUUUCUCUAA